Letharia columbiana is the source of this 822-nucleotide messenger RNA. RefSeq lists its product as uncharacterized. The transcript has a single exon. Bases 1 to 822 code for a protein of 273 amino acids. Lineage: Eukaryota; Fungi; Ascomycota; Lecanoromycetes; Lecanorales; Parmeliaceae. The record is from RefSeq and is a predicted model, not a curated record.
AUGUCAACCUCCAAACCCCCCCCACCCUUCCCCACAACCCCCCCCCCCCCUCCCACCCCCUCCACCCCCUUCCCCUACCCCGCCACCGACUUCCUCCGCGCCGACGAAUCCUCCGACACCGACUUCUACUCCAGCCCCCGCUACGUAACGCACAUAGACGACCACGCCAUCGGGCUCCUCCAAAAAUACUACGCCGGGACCCUGCCCCGGAGCGGACGGAUCCUGGACCUGUGUUCGAGCUGGGUGAGCCACUUCCCGCCGGAGAUGGAGGCGGGGGCCGCGAAGGGGAAGGGAGAGGAGGACGGGGGGGUGGAGGUGGUAGGGAUCGGGCUGAACGCGCAAGAGCUGGCCGCGAAUCCGCUGCUCAGGGAGACAAUACUGCAGGAUCUGAACGCGGACCCGAGGAUCCCGGCCGCGGUGGGUCCGUUGCGCGCGACGGUGUGCGUCGUCAGCGUCGACUAUCUCACCAAGCCCCUCGCCGUGCUCGCGUCCGUGCGCGAACGGACGGUCGAGGGGGGGAGCGUGCAUUUGGUGGUUUCGAAUCGGUGUUUCCCUACCAAAGCCAUCGGGCGGUGGUUGAGGAUCGGUGAAGAGGAGCGGUUGAAGAUGGUGGGGGAUUAUUUGUGGUGGAGUGGGUGGGGGGAGGUGGAGAUUGUGGAGGUUUGUGAUGGGAGGAUGAGGGAAGGAGAGGGAGGUGGAGGAGGAGGUGGAGGGCUGGCGAGAUUGAUGGGGAUGUUUGGGGGUGUGGAUCCGUUGUGGGUUGUUCGAGCUGUGAAGGUUGCACAGGAUGGAGAUACAGGGGGAGAGAAGAGUGAGCUUUGA